UAUCCAUCCAACGGUCGUAGUUGGGUUUAUGGCCGAGAGUUAGCAGUGAUGAAUUAGAAUGUUGAGAACUCGGGAAGUUUGGAUCUUGCGUGCAUAAAUUGUCGCCAUGUAUUUUUUGUGACUUUUAAUAGAUAAUUUGCAUACUGAAUUUUGUACGUUACAACGUCUGACCAGCAAGAAUUCCUUUCAUGUUCCUUGGUCCAAUAGUUGCAAAUGCUGUAUCUGUAGAAUGUGACAUAUUCUAACUGUGGAAAUAGAACAACGGAAUACAAAAAUGAACUCGCCACGCACACCCCAGAAAACACUGAGUGUUGAACUCAGAAAUAUUAUCAAUGAUAGGAAUAUUUUGACUACAAGAACAAGAAUGAAAGUUUUGAGCGCCUUGGACGAUAUUAACAAAGAAAGCACUAUUGAGAGGGAGAAAAAUUUGAGAGCUCAAGCUGUCCAAGAAAUUCUGAUGUCUGAAGUCGCUUAUUUGCACCAGCUUGAGCUUAUCAUGCAGUUUUUUAUGCUCCCGAUGAAUGAAAAGAAGAUUAUCACCCAUGCAUCGUAUAUUGCACUGUUUGGGAACAUUGAAACGAUUUACAAUGUCAAUGGAGAACUACUGAGGGAGUUGAAGCAAGAUCCGGACAAUGUAGCGAGAGCGUUUUACAAGCUGGCUCCAUUUUUUAAACUAUAUUCGGUUUAUGCUUACGACUAUAAACAAGCAUUAAUGCUACUGCAGGGCACUCAGAAAAACGAUCAGGAGGUAAGGAACUUCAUAAUAAAACAAGAGACCCGGCCUGAGGUUGGUAGGAAAUUGUCAUCCUUACUGAUUACUCCGAUCCAAAGAAUACCUAGGUAUAGGCUGCUUCUGAAGGAAGUUCUUCAGCAUACUUCUACCAAGGAUAAGGAUUACAAAAUUCUACAAGCAUCGUUAGCUGAAGUCGAAAAAGCAGCAGCACACAUCAACGCCUUGGUUGCUGAGCAUGAAGAUAUGCAGAAACUAUUGGAAUUUCAAAAGCACAUUAACGGAACACUCAAUCUGGUAAAACCAGGUCGAAAAUUGAUAAGGCAAGGAGCACUGAUGCGCGUUUCCAGAGGCGGUAGUGCUUCGUAUCGAAGGCACUUCGUACUAUUGAGUGAUACCUUAUUGUAUUGCAAAGGAGAUCCUGAAAGUUCGUUGACAGUAUGUUGUUUACUACCGUUAAACAAGUGCACUAUACAAAGGGUACUCAGUGGUGGGUUAUUUAGGGUCACCUGCUUGCAAGAAAGCUUGUUACUCUAUUCUGAAAAUGGGGAUAGCGAAGAUUGGAUUAAAUCGUUACAGGAGACAGUGAAAAAGUACAUUGAAUGUCGCCAGACAUUGAGGAAAGAUAGCAGCUCAAGAAGACCUCUUCGUAAGAAUCAAAUAAAUGAAUUCCCAUCUGAAAGUAUUCCUACAAAGCGAUUUAAAAGAAAACGGUCUACAGAAGAUAAAUCAGUAUUGGAGGAUCCAAAUCUUUCUACUAUAAUAUACAUAAAUCGCGAUCGUGAGGGUGAAGGAAAUAAUGAUGAUGAAGGAGAUUGCUUUUGGUUUCGACGAUUUAAAAGACUGAGGAGAAACGAUACUGGCAACAAAGAAGAUAGAAAAUCAUGGAUGGAAAAGCUUAUUUUUAAGGAAUCAAAGGCGUGCAAUGUAGAACAAGAAACGGAUCCUUACUUGGACUCUCUCUAUCCGCUACGUUACAGUAAUUCGGACAAACCUGACAUCAAGCAAAGGAAUCCAAUAGACCUUACAACUAUUGCAUGCAGUAGUGGACCAAGACUGAGGCUCAAUGAUUGCGGAGAUUCACUGUUGACCACAAAUUUAGAUGCAAUCGAAGAGGUUCCAGAUUCACCAACGCACAUAAAAAAAAACCUUCAGUCUUCUGGUAGCAGUUCUACUCAAAACUCGCCGCAGCAAGAGUGGUCUUCCAUGAAACUUGUGUCCCAAUUCAUAUUAGGUGUUGGUUCAUCCCUAAGAGAUUUGUUUAGAUUAAAGUAGUUCAGGUAUAUGCUUGUUAAUGAUGGGAAAGAAAAGGAGUUCUGCCUGAUUUUUUUUUUUGUACAGCAUAUGGAUAAUGUCUUAAUUUGAUGUAAUUAUUUUUUUAGAUGUUGAAAAUAUAAGGUUUGCAAGGAAUGCAUUUCGAAAAUCCCAUUUAUAUGCCACUAGUAUGUUUUAUAUACGACUUUGUUUUAGCAAUUACUGUUGAAAUUAUCCGUAUUCCUAUGUGAGUGACUAUCGUGAGAAAAAAUUAUGAUGAUAGAAUUUCUUUUCAUAGCUGAAAGUGUGCAAACUGUUUAAAGUUAAGCAUAGCUGAUAUUAUGAUGAAAAGACUGAAUAAGAUAUGUAUUUUUAACCAACCCUGAGACUACUUGUAGAUACGUAAUUAUGUGAGUGUACGCAAAUAUGUUGAUAGUGAUACUGCACACAAUGUUUACCACGGUUUGCGACUCUGCACGCCAUUAUAAUUCAUAUUAUUGUGAAAUAUUUCAAGGUUCUCGCAUUGUGUGGAGCGUCAGAAACUAUUUUUUUUAACAGAAA
Molecule: messenger RNA, 2545 nt
Organism: Neodiprion virginianus
Lineage: Eukaryota; Metazoa; Arthropoda; Insecta; Hymenoptera; Diprionidae
Product: FYVE, RhoGEF and PH domain-containing protein 3-like
Exons: 9
Coding region: 275-2005 (576 amino acids)
Biological process (GO): intracellular signal transduction
Cellular component (GO): cytoplasm
Molecular function (GO): guanyl-nucleotide exchange factor activity
Source: RefSeq, a predicted model, not a curated record